AUGAGAAGUGUUGAAGACGUUCUUGCAUGCGACGUUGUUGGCCGAAGUGCUCCGAGUCUUCUUUGUCUGGCCAAGAAGCUGCAGGACGUGGUCUUGAUGAUCCAGCGGCGCUGGCGAGGUGUGCUGACACGGCGCCAAGUGAACAACUAUUUCCUCCCCAAGACCGCGGCAGAGCGACGGGCGGUCAAGCAGAAGACUACGGCCAUGUUAUCUGCCAAGGAUGUGACCACCCGUGCGGCCAACCAGUCAUUGCGGGAGUUGCGGCAAACAAUCCUUUCAACCGCCAAUGCAGAUCCUCUGGAGGAUGCACAGCUGACCCGCGAUCAGAUGGAGGCUUUGCCCGGAGCCGUGGACAACAUGGCCGCCACUGUCUCCGGCUUUGGCUCCGGAUUUGGCGGCGGUGCACCUUCGGGUGCCCAGACAGCACCACCCGGUGGCAUCUCGCCAUACACCAGCUACGAGCAGAGCUCGCGCUUCAAUGGGGCGAUAACGGGGCCGGCGGGAGCUGCCACGACGCAGGACUUGUCCAAAAAGGACAUCCGCAACACCCGAGACAGCACCCUCCGGCAGAUCACACGUCUGGACUGA
Molecule: messenger RNA, 588 nt
Organism: Symbiodinium sp. CCMP2456
Lineage: Eukaryota; Dinophyceae; Suessiales; Symbiodiniaceae
Source: the annotation of a GenBank genome assembly